AUGGAGCGCAUCUCCCGCCGAAUCGACAAGUACCACCGCCAUCCCUCAGCCAAUCCCGCCCGCAAGGCCGAGAGCCAAUCUUGGCCUUCCACCUGCCACCGCGACUCAACCUCGAGUUUCCCAUGGGGGCUGCCGUCUCGUUCCAAGCUCUCUGGCUUCUCGGCUGGCCGAGGCAACGGUUUCUGGGAUACGGAACGCGAGCAGCUGCACCACCGCAUCGCCUACCUUAAGAAGGUCUCCCAAGACCCUUAUGGUGCUAUCUUCGGUCGCCGACUAGAUUCCUAUCGUAUGGACAAUCAGGACAACGCAUGGCCAAGUUUCCUGCGCUCCUUUCUGAACACUGAGCCUGCUGGCUCGGAGAAUCCUCCCAAAGCCCAUCUCCAAGAUUUUAACUUUGCCAAGUCUCCUCAGCUAAGCGCUGAGGGACGCCAGUAUGAUCCUAUCAGCGGACGUAUGGCCCCCGUACCACCCAAGCCCAUGGACACUAUUGCCCACGCCGGAGUUGAGUGUCCCCCUGGAAGCGAAUUGGAGGCCAAGUUUGCCUCUGAGCCCUUGGUUGAGAAAACCGUCAAGGAAGCUAGUUCCGAGUCUAUUGACUGCUCUGGUGGAAGCGAACUUGAGGCUCUUUUCACUGCCGACCCCUCCAACUUCAAGAACGCUCAGGUAAUGUCCAAAGUGCCUCAUGGCCAGGAGUCUACCGUGAAGCCCAACAUCCACGUUGCCUGCUCUCCCGGCAACGAGCUGGAGGCGCUUUUCGUCUCGGAGUCCCGCCGCACCGAACAGCCCGGUGCUGAGACUAUGCAGGUCCAGCGAUCUGCUAAGAAGCUUGACCCAGAUGCCGGUCUGAGCUCUGGUGCUAAUGUCGAGUGUACUCCCGGAAACGAGCUGGAGGCAAUGUUCGCCGCCAAUCCCGCUGCCCGUGAGGACCAAGCUCAGCCUUUGGAAGCAUUCGAUGCUCAGGCCACCAGCAGCGAAACCAGCUUCUCUGUCGACUGCCCGCCUGGAAAUGAGCUCGAUGCGAAGUUCGCUGCCUCCGUCGCCGGUCUUGGCCCCCAGACUACUAGCGUCACUGAGGAUGCCGCCCCGAGCGUUGACUGCUCUCCCGGCAGCGAGCUCGAGGCCAAGAUUGUGUCUGAGUCGAUGAAACUCGGAACCACUGUCGACUGCCCGCCUGGAAGCGAACUAGAAGCCAAAUUCAUCGCUGAUCCCGCUUCUGCCGAGCAUGCCCCGUUCCAAAUGGCUCCUGCUGCAGAACACGCUACUGCCAAAAAGGCCAACGUUAACAUAGACUGUGCCCCCGGUAAUGAGCUCGAAGCCCUGUUCAUAUCCGACGCAGCUAGCGCUGGUGCACGUUCCGCCGCCGUAUCAGAAGUUGACACCAAGGCCCACUCGCUCAAGUCCAACAACCUCAGGUUUGAGGGCACUGAAGACCGCGUCGGCGACUUCGUCAAGCAGAACCAGAGCACAACGCCCUCGACCUGGUCCUCCACCGAUUACCGCAUCUUAGCCUACGACUCAUCGAUAUCAAAGGUCAGCACUUCCGAAGCCGACUCAUUCUUCGGCACCGCCUCCACCACCGCGCCCGACGAGAUCCUUGCUCGCCUACACAAUCCCGCCAAGUUCGUCCCCUACUUCCAAAAAAUGCAGCAAGACGGCUACGAAAUCGCCACCGGUGGCGGCGACAUCCUCGUCUUCCACCGCUCCUCCAAUGCCCCCAAGGCCACGUCCCCCUCCACCUUCACCGAACCCGACGCCGCAACCAUGAUGGCCAACAACGAGAUCGCCAAGUUCAUCCGUCACGACUCCGAACCCGCCCACUCCCACUCCACCUUCAAGCCCUCCAUCGAAUCCGGCGCCUCCAGUCCGAAAUCCAAACCCAAACCCGGCAUUCUCCGCCGCAUAAUCUUUGCCAGCACAGCCACCUUAGCUUCAUGCUACGCCAUAGGCGUGGUAAUAGAGUUCUUCCGCACUGGGGGUGUGGACGGGCGUGGCAUUGACGGAUUUACUGCCUUUGAAUCUGAGCGGCGGCGUGAGUAG
Molecule: messenger RNA, 2037 nt
Organism: Penicillium cinerascens
Lineage: Eukaryota; Fungi; Ascomycota; Eurotiomycetes; Eurotiales; Aspergillaceae
Exons: 2
Coding region: 1-2037 (678 amino acids)
Source: RefSeq, a predicted model, not a curated record